Molecule: messenger RNA, 2816 nt
Organism: Amphibalanus amphitrite
Lineage: Eukaryota; Metazoa; Arthropoda; Thecostraca; Balanomorpha; Balanidae
Product: fizzy-related protein homolog
Exons: 10
Coding region: 240-1712 (490 amino acids)
Biological process (GO): anaphase-promoting complex-dependent catabolic process; positive regulation of anaphase-promoting complex-dependent catabolic process; positive regulation of ubiquitin protein ligase activity
Cellular component (GO): anaphase-promoting complex
Molecular function (GO): anaphase-promoting complex binding; ubiquitin ligase activator activity; protein binding
Source: RefSeq, a predicted model, not a curated record
AGAGCCUUGAGCCUGCGUCACUACUUUCUGUGCGCCAUUUACGUCGAUGUUGUACGCGACCUUGAGAAAAAGUUUCGAUUCAGCGGUUUACGACUACGAUCUGCGAUUGUCGAUCUGUUAAAUGCUAAACUAGCCUUCAACAUUUAAUUCAAGACUUUUAUUCAUGUUCCUGGCAUUCCUAACUACAUUCAAGUUGUGCUAGCGUCGACAGAGAAAGGCUGAAAGUGACAGGCAAACAAAUGGACCAGGAGUAUGAGCGACGCCUUGCGCGCACACCGACGCGUCCUUCGCUGGCCUCGCCCAGCAAGCGGCCGCCGCCGGCCAGCCCCACGGCGUCGCCGGUCAAGUCUCCGGUCAGCUCUCCGCACAAGGAGCGUUAUGGAGACCGCUUCAUCCCAGCUCGCGCCGGUGCACGGUGGCACAUCAACUUCAACAACGUUCAGGAGAACGCGCGGUCCAUCUACGCGGCUCGCAAGGCACGCGACAACGAGUCGGGCAAAGACGGCCUGGCUUACACGUGCCUGCUGAAGAACGAGCUUCUGGAUGCCGGCAUCGACGACCUCCGGUCGCAAGAAGACGACAGCAGCCGGCGCGUCCUCUCGCCGGCCCAGUCGCAGAACAUGCUGCACUACCGGUCGCGACGGACCCUAAUCAGCGAGCCGUGCUCCCCGUACUCGCUGUCUCCGGUCAGUGGCCCCAGCCAGGCGCUCCUACGGUCGCCGAGGAAAGCUGUACGGAAAAUCUCCAAGGCGCCCUUCAAGGUCCUGGACGCGCCGGAGCUGCAGGACGACUUCUACCUGAACCUGGUGGACUGGUCGGCGCUGAACGUGGUCUGCGUCGGCCUGGGCCACUGCGUCUACCUGUGGUCGGCGCACACCAGCCAGGUGACGCGCCUGUGUGACCUGGCCGCCGAUGGCGACUCGGUCACCUCCGUCUCCUGGAACGAGCGGGGUAAUCUCAUCUCCGUGGGCACCAACAAGGGCUACGUGCAGGUGUGGGACGUGGCGCAGGCCAAGCGGCUGAACCAGCUGGCAGGCCACACGGCGCGUGUGGGCGCCCUGGCCUGGAACGGUGACACCCUGUGCUCGGGCAGCCGUGACCGGGUGAUCCUGCAGAGGGACGUCCGACUGCCGAGCACCGUGCCGGAGAGGAAGAUGACCGGGCAUCGACAGGAGGUGUGUGGUCUCAAGUGGUCUCCGGACAACCAGUACCUGGCCUCCGGCGGCAACGACAACAAGCUUUAUGUGUGGAACAUGCACUCGACAACGCCCGUGCAGACCUACACCGAACACAUCGCCGCCGUCAAAGCGAUCGCCUGGUCUCCGCACCAGCACGGUCUGCUGGCCAGCGGCGGCGGUACGGCCGACAAGUGUAUCCGCUUCUGGAACACGCUCACAGAGCAGCCGAUGCAGUGCGUGGAUACCGGAUCCCAGGUAUGUAACCUGUCGUGGUCGAAGCACGCCUCGGAGCUGGUCAGCACGCACGGCUACUCGCAAAACCAGAUCCUAGUGUGGAAGUACCCGGGCCUGAGCCAGGUGGCCAAGCUGACCGGGCACACGUACCGCGUGCUCUACCUGGCCAUGUCGCCCGACGGGGAGGCCAUCGUCACCGGCGCCGGCGACGAGACGCUCCGCUUCUGGAACAUCUUCAGCAAGGCGCGCAGUCAGAAGGAGUCCAAGUCGGCGCUGAACCUCUUCACCAGUAUCCGGUGAAGUGGUGAGGGGCAUAGGAGGGCGGCCGGCGGCGCGUCAGGGCGCGGCCUGACCGACGCUAUCCGCCCGGCGAAUACCAAAGGCUUUAGGAGAAGGAAGGUAUGACAGAACCGUAUCGAGUUAUUUUUGACUGGUUUUCAGCUACGAACAGCAACAUUAUGUUUAUUUAUGGUUAUUUGUGUCUGAGUUGGUUUGUCGCGUGGUGUGUCGGGUGGGAGGGGGUGUUGUUUUUUGUUUCGCUGGCUGACUACGUCGGCCGGUUGCGGCGGCUAGCCGCAGGUCAGAAUCUGAGUCGUUAGCGACAGAAAUUGGGACGGGACGGGGCCCGCGCCGGCCAGUGGGUGUUCCCGCGGGACGGCGAGCCAGCCCACUGCGACGGCCGGGUAACGCCCCACAUACGUAUCGUAUUUCAAGUACAGAUAUUGUCGACAUGCUGAUGCCGAGUUGUAAUCGCGUGUGUUUAUAUUUCGUGCGAAUACGUUUGAUUGGGUUUAGUUGCCGUUAGCGCAUGCGCAGAUAGUCAAUUCCGUGUGGUUUGCAUCAUACCGCAGAAGCUGCCAGGACAAUCACAGCACAACGUUUGAGUUUGUAUCGAGUACGCCGAACGCCUCUCUCUUUCUCCGACCGCGAACCGACUGACCCCAACCGGGGUCGACUGGGCGGGCUGUCUAGCCGCUCAGCGUCCGUGCAAUUCGACCGCCACGCGCCAUUGUCGCGACAGUGUAGCUGGCUGGGUAAGUGCCCGUUUGACGGUAACAGCAAAGCGUAACAGCUGCCACUAAAAGUCUAACUUUUUGUUCACGUGACUCUCGACCAUUCCUGCAUUGUCGUCGAGCGAAAAUCUCGAGUUUGAAGCGAUUGAUGCGAUUUUUGGUGACCCGCCGGCCGGUACCAGGCUGGCGAACCGCUGCGUUUGUGUGCGUAUGUGCUGUGCUGUGUGCAUUGCGUGUGCGUGUGCUACCCUUUUUCUACGAUUCACUGACGCUUUAUGUCUGAUAGAUUUGUGGAAUUAUUGCGGCAAUACGGUCGCGAGAUGCUUACGUUAGUCGGGACUUAUGGCAAAUAUCCGAGCGCUAAGCGUAAUACAACUGACUGGCGAGCAUA